This is a messenger RNA of Dipodomys spectabilis (banner-tailed kangaroo rat), 2735 nucleotides long. It is a transcript of the gene Plek, whose product is annotated as pleckstrin. Gene Ontology annotation, biological process: intracellular signal transduction; actin cytoskeleton organization. Bases 156 to 1208 code for a protein of 350 amino acids. Lineage: Eukaryota; Metazoa; Chordata; Mammalia; Rodentia; Heteromyidae. The record is from RefSeq and is a predicted model, not a curated record. The transcript is spliced from 9 exons. Gene Ontology annotation, cellular component: plasma membrane.
GAGGAUGUGAUCAUGCGAUCUCCAGCAGAAGGGAAAUUAUGAAAGAGAUCUCACCAUGAAAAGGGCAGCCCACAACCACUUGGCUCCCAGAAGAGGCUGAGCUUCUGAGAGGACGUGUCAGAGCAAGUAUUUGUUUCUCCAUCCAUCCAGCCAGCAUGGAACCAAAGCGGAUCAGGGAGGGCUACCUUGUGAAGAAGGGGAGCAUGUUUAACACCUGGAAACCCAUGUGGGUUGUACUAUUAGAAGACGGGAUUGAAUUUUAUAAAAAGAAAAGUGACAACAGCCCCAAAGGAAUGAUCCCCCUGAAAGGAAGUGCUCUGACUAGUCCCUGUCUUGACUUUGGCAAAAGGAUGUUUGUGUUUAAGAUCACUACGACCAAGCAGCAGGACCACUUCUUCCAGGCAGCCUUCCUGGAGGAGAGAGAUGCUUGGGUGCGGGACAUCAAGAAGGCCAUUAAAUGCAUUGAAGGGGGCCAGAAGUUUGCAAGGAAAUCCACAAGGAGGUCCAUUCGUCUGCCAGAAACCAUUGACUUAGGUGCCUUGUAUUUGUCCAUGAAAGACACUGAAAAGGGAGUAAAAGAACUGAAUCUGGAGAAGGACAAGAAGAUAUUUAAUCACUGCUUCACAGGUAGCAGUGUCAUCGACUGGCUGGUUUCCAACAAGUCGGUUCGGAAUCGUCAGGAAGGCCUGAUGGUUGCCUCAUCGCUGCUCAGUGAAGGGUACCUGCAGCCUGCUGGUGAACUGUCUAAGAAUGCAGCUGAUGGAAUCAUUGAAAACCCCUUUCUGGACAAUCCUGAUGCCUUCUACUACUUUCCAGACAGUGGGUUCUUCUGUGAGGAGAAUUCCAGUGAUGAUGAUGUGAUUCUGAAGGAAGAAUUCAGAGGGGUCAUUAUCAAGCAGGGAUGUUUACUGAAGCAGGGGCACAGGAGGAAAAACUGGAAGGUGAGGAAGUUCAUUCUGAGAGAAGACCCAGCCUACCUGCACUAUUAUGACCCUGCUGGGGGGGAAGACCCUCUGGGAGCAGUUCACCUGAGAGGCUGUGUAGUGACAUCUGUGGAGAGCAGCCCAGAUGGCAAGAAGAGUGAUGAGGAGAACCUUUUCGAGAUCAUCACAGCUGAUGAAGUCCAUUACUUCUUGCAAGCAGCCACCCCCAAAGAGCGCACUGAGUGGAUCAAAGCCAUCCAGGCAGCCUCGAGGACUGGGAAGUGAGAAUACACCUGCAGGUCCUCAGCCCUUCCUGAGAAAAGUCCACAAAUUCGCUCCAGUCCAGGACCUAUCCCCUUCGGAGACAAUUCAACUGGAAAGAGCCUAGGGGAGGGAAGUUUUUGCCCAAAUUUAACUGUGUGCCACAUGAUAUUUACCUGCACCGCCUCGCUCACAACAGCCACUCUGCCCCCACCCCAUGUCCCCAAGCUUUAUUAACGAGCUAUGUGACUUGAGUAGGCCACUUAACCUUUUCAGACUUCUGAAAGAGAACUCAGAGAUCUCUGAGGUCCUCCAUAGCUUAAAAACUAAAAACCAAAAAGACAAAGAACAACAAACAAGCAUAAAAAUGCCCUGGGUCUCUAAUUGUCUUGCUGUGCCCUUCCUCAGUAAAGCUUGGGCCUUCAGCUAGCUCAGAACCAGAGACAGCCCCUUCCCUUGGAACUGCUGUCAAUUGUCUCCAGAGCACUCAGACAAAACCCUUUCAAGCCACCUUAAACUUGCUCUUGGCCAUGAGAUGAUGGGAUGAGAUGCACUUUUUUUCCUCCCCUACCUAUCCAGACACUUUGGGAGCAGAGAGAGCUUAUGGCUUUCAGCCUUAAGUCUCCUAUGACUUUUUACAGCCUUGGGAUUCAAUGUCUUUAAGAAAAGACUUGAGGAAGAUAGGCAUCACUGAGGGCCAUUUUCAGGCUUGGAAGCUACCUAGACCUUUUCACUCCUUCUGGAGUUGAAUCUGUGAGGAGCCUCUGUUGUUCCUUUCUGAAAUAUUUCUCCACCAUUUAACAUACUUAGGAUGGGAGCAAGUUUCUCAUGAGCUUUGCAGAAACCACAUGGGUUUCUGCAUACAUGAAGGGCCUGGGCAGCUGCCUGUCUAUGUGUCCUCCAGCUGCCAUGUGGAAGACAAGAAUACAGGGCUGCUGGUGGAUGCUGGCUUUAUACCAUGUCAGCAGUGAACGGCCUCAGAUCUACACAAAUCUGGUGGUGGCAGCCACCAACUUGGUGCAGCAACUUCAGUGCCCUGGUUCACAAUUCUGUGCUUUGCUCAAGCCUUAAGCAGCAGUUGUAGCUUGGGCAUUGAGGGUUUCUUGGCCUGGUUAUUAGCUAGAGUAAUCUGACCUAGAUCAAAAUGGUAACAUGGGUGUAAUUUUUCAACAUGAUAACUAGCGAUUCCUAUCAAAAAUUCAGAACAUAUUCACAGAACCAGAUAUAUGUGCAAAGUCACAGUUUUCAAACUCAUUGAUUUUACGGCCUCAGCAAGAAAAAAAAUGGAGGAGAACCCAUUCCUGGUUUUAUUAGCUUUUAUUCUUGAGUUCCCUCAGUUCUUCUGUAUUAUUAAUGAGCCAGUUGCUAUUCUAAGUUGUUGUUGUUUUUUUUAUCAAUGGCCAGAGGUAAAGGAGCACCUUUUCCUUUGAUUCUUUAGUUCAUCAUCUUCAUGAAAUAUGCACACUAGUUUUCUACAUUCAGUGUUAAAAGUAUUUAUUAAUAUGGAGUCAAUCUGUGUUUGAAAAUAAAUAUAACUUAGUUUUUAGUGUC